Messenger RNA from Paramecium octaurelia, 1102 nucleotides. Lineage: Eukaryota; Ciliophora; Oligohymenophorea; Peniculida; Parameciidae. The record is from the annotation of a GenBank genome assembly.
ACAAAAUGAGUGGAAUGAUGAAAUCUUUGUAUAUUGAGGACAAUGUCUCAAUCAAUUUAAAAGAUAUCCCUAUUCCUCAACCAUCAAACGGUUAAGUAUUGAUUAAGGUUGAGUGUGCUCCCAUCAACCCGUUUGACAAAGAAUUUCUUAAUGGAUACAAAAUUGGGUAAAAACCAUUAGUAAGUGCUGUUCCUGGAUUUGAAGGAUCAGGCACAGUUAUAGCUUCAGGGUAACAAAGAAUUUUAAAUAUUAAGUGGUGGUUUAUUAGGUUGGUAAUUAAAAGGAAAUCGAGUAGCAUUUUACACAGAACAUUAAUUUGGGGCUUUUGGUUAAUACGCAAUAGCAGAUGUCAAUUAUUGUGCUGAAUUGCCUAAACAUAUUACAUUCUAAGAGGGUUGUUGUAGUUUUAUAAAUCCAAUGAGUGUAUUAAUGAUGUAUUAAUUACUUGGAAAUUCAUCUGGAAUUGUGUCUACUGGUGCAUGUACUAAUCUUGGUAGAAUGUUAAUGAGAUAUUGUUAAUCUAAAGGAAUUAAUGUGAUUAAUAUUGUUAAAUCGUAAGGAGAGGAAAAACAAUUAAAAGAUGAAGGAGCAAAACUUAUAUUAAAUCUUAAUCAAGAGGAUUUUGAAGAAAAACUCAAAUUGAUGGCUUCUUCAUAUAGGUAUUCUACUUAAUAUUAAUAGGUAGUACAACAGUUCUAUUUGAUUCAGUUGGAGGUGAUCUAUUAAGUAAAAUAUUGAAUCUUAUGCCCAAUGGUUCAAGAGCUUAUCUGUAUGCGAAUUAUUCAAAAAAAUCACUUGAAGGAAUCUAUUGUGCUAAUUUAAUGUAUUAAAAUAAAAAAAUAUUUGGGUAAUUGUGAUUAUUAUUUAAUAGAUUUUCUUUUGUAGAUAUUUUAUAAAGUAAAAACAUUAUUCAAUUGAAGUUGAUGAUGAAUGAAAUUUUAAAUAACAUUUAGGGAUGUUUCAAGACCUUGCCUACACAAAUUGUAAGUUUGAUUUGUUAAUUGUAGUUUUCAUUAGAGGAAUUUGAGAAAGCAUUAGAAUCUAAGGAGAAAGCAAUAAUAAAAAUAUGAUACUGUUAUGAUUUUGUUCAAUAAUAAUUAUA